This is a messenger RNA of Aspergillus clavatus NRRL 1, 2142 nucleotides long. RefSeq lists its product as uncharacterized. The coding region runs from base 1 to 2142 and encodes 713 amino acids. Gene Ontology annotation, molecular function: protein binding. NCBI's taxonomy places the organism in Eukaryota, Fungi, Ascomycota, Eurotiomycetes, Eurotiales, Aspergillaceae. The transcript is spliced from 2 exons. The record is from RefSeq and is a predicted model, not a curated record.
AUGUCUUCGACGGCUCGUUCUUCUCGCCAGCGAUCAUCCAGAUCGUCUCGGCCCGUUAGGGCGAGUCGGACUCGCGUCCAGUCAUACCACGAAGAUAGCAGCUCGGAUGGUCGGCUUGACGAGGACACCGAGUCUGAUGAGGACCGAGUCAGGCGAGCGUCACUGUCGCUGCGCCCACGCAGUUCGAACCGAAUACCUCCAUCCUACCGCGAAGAGUCUACUGACGAUGACUUCGAAGAGAGUUCCAAUGGCGAUCCUACGGCCGUCAUGCCCGCCGAAGCUUCAAUUCAAUUUACCUAUCCAUUCUCCGGGCCUGCUAGGAACGGGCCCCCCGCCAGACCUAGACGAAAUCGCACCGUGAAAACCAGGUCUCAAACCCGUGGGUCGAAACGGCCACCCAGGAAAAACCGCUUGGAACUAGGGAGGCCUCUCAGCAAGCGGAUAAAGAUCAAAGAGGACAACAUCCACUUCAUCGGUUCCGGGAUCAUCCCACCAUGGCAGUCUCUUCCUUAUCACAUAUUAUUUGAUAUCUUUCUUCGUGCAUUCUACCCGCUGGUGGAUGAGAAGACGAUGAUGAGGAGCAGCUCACCACAAUGGCUUGUGAACAUCGCUCUCAUGUGUCACGCUUUUCAUGAGCCCGCAUUGGCGGCUCUCUACCAUUGUCCCCCGCUUAUUCCAGCUAUCAAAUCUCAUGCUUUGUUGAGUUUACUAUGUCGACCCCAAGAAGAACUCUCGACAAAUUACAGGAAUAAGAUCAAAGAGCUGCAUGUUGAUGUGGAGACUCUCUUGCUUUAUAAGAGUGGGCCCACCUUGGGGUAUUUCGAUCUGCCUAAGCUCCUUGAGCAGACACCACAAGUGAGAAGAGUACGACUUUACCACAAGGAUGACUUUGUUGUAGGUCUUCCGUCCUGGCAAAUCCCACGCUCCAAAUGGGUCUACCCCGAGACACUUUUUGAUACGAUGAAUUCGAGCUUGGUUCAUUUGCGCAGCUGGGACUGGAAUAGCCGGUUCAUGGAGACACAACAGUUACUUCCCUUCAUACUGGGGAAACACUACGAGCCAGCAUUCCGCAGGCUGACGGAAUUGAGGCUGUUGCAUAUUGCGUCAGAAGAUCUUGAUGGAGACGGCGUUGUCGAGUCUUCAAACGAACGAGAAGUUAUCCUCGCUACGGCAAUCAAAGAGCUUCCAGAUCUGCGUCAUCUCGAGUUUCUAGAAUGCUCAAUUGUUAAUGAGCAUCUUCUACCCCACAUGCCCUCCACACUUACUUCAUUGACCAUCAACAACUGUGAUGAGGUGACCGCAUUGAAUUUCGGCAUGUUUCUUGCUUCUCAUGGACAGCACCUGCGCGAGCUGGAUUUGAGUCACAAUCGGCAUUUGAGUCUAUCAUUCAUGGUGAGCCUCGCGGAGUGUUGUCAGAGUCUGGAGAAAUUCAAGAUGGACAUCUCUAUAUAUGACUGGUCUAGCUAUCACGAUAUUGAACCACACUUUGCCGAACUGCUUCGCCCCUCCGAUAUACCGACUUGGCCGGCAACCCUGCAAGAAAUUGAGUUGAUACAGUUGCGCAAGUGGGAUGAUGUUACAGCCGAGGUCUUCUUCACGUCCCUGAUCAACGCCGCACCAGAGCUCCGUUAUUUGCGCCGGUUGGCUAUCAGUGCUAUUUUAAGGAUAGGAUGGCGUGACCGUGCUUCCUUUCGGGAGAAAUGGAUUGGAAAACUGGAGAAGGUCUUCUUACGACGAACAACACCGCCGAAUCCCAACCUUCGUACACUUCGAAAGAAGGAUUUACAGGUCGAGAAAGACGAUCCUGCGACUCAGUCUGAGGCACAGAAUAGUAGCGUAUCUACGCCGUCUAAGCGCAAAAGCGCACGUCUUGCCCAGCGCAAGAAUUCCGAAGCCGAGGAUAAGGCCGAAUCGGGUGCAUCUUAUCGUGCAUCAAACGCCGACGAUCCGGAUCUGUUCAUUCAAGGCAUGUGCGACACUGUAAUGGUUCGAAUUGAUAACCAGCGCCCAACAGAGACACAGUUCAAUGAGCAAGAUUUCCUUGAUGACGAGCGCAGUGGCGAUGAAGACUGGAAUGGCAACGACUUCGAUGCUGACAAUGGGGGGCAUGCAUGUUCUUUCAUGAUGGACCUAGGGUUUUGA